UGGACUCUUUGAAUGAUUCAGUAACAGUCUAGAAACAAGAAGAGUUGAAUAGCUCUGUGAGUAGAUAGAGAAAGAACAAUAACAAAUUAAAGCUGGAAGGAAAAUAUCUCUCCAUUAAUCCUCACUCUUCAACACAACAAACAAGAAAGAUAUUAAAAUUAAGGAGAAAAAUCGAGCAAGACUCACGGACCCAAUUCUUACUUAGAUCCUCGUACACAGUAAGAAUGAUCCUUUUUUACCUGGGGAGUUGAUCAUAAUGUCCAAUCCAGUGGAGGAAAUUGUUAGUGAAACUUCUGUGGAGAAUAAGCAGAAGGCCCUUAAUAAUCACAAUGAUUCUUCUUCUUCAUCAUCAACAGAUAAUGAUUUAAAACACCCUGUCCAUAAUAAGAAGAUUCGCCUCUUUGACCGUAACAAACCCCUCCACACUGCUUUAGGUGGUGGCAAAUUUGCUGAUAUUUUACUAUGGAGGAACAAGCAGAUUUCAGGAGGAAUGCUUGCUGGUGCCACUGCCAUAUGGUUUCUCUUUGAAUGUAUUGGUUAUCAUUUGCUCACUUUGAUUUGCCAUUCUCUCAUAGUCUCCUUGGCCUUCUUGUUCUUUUGGUCCAACCUCUCCUUAUUUGUCAACAAGAGUUUUAUAGAGUUACCAAAGAUUGAAUUGCCAGAAGAGUUGUGGAUGCAAUUGGCUCUCUUACUGAGGGAUCAAUUCACCUGUGCAUUUGGUAUCUUCCGGGAAGUAGCAUCUGGAAAUGAUUUGAAGAAGUUUCUUUAUGCAAUUUUUGGUUUGUGGAUUGUUUCCACUGUUGGCAGAUGGUUCACUUUACUGACCCUUGUAUACCUCAUAUUUGCCAUGAUGUUGACUGUACCCUAUUUCUAUGAGAAGCAUGAAGAUCAAGUAGAUGCCUACGGAGAAAUGGCUAUAAAAGAACUCAGGAAACAGUAUAGUCAAGUGGAUGAGAAGGUUCUUCAGAAACUACCACUUCCUUUCUUAAAAGACAGUAAGCAGGACUGAUGCAAAUCUUCUCUCAGCCAGAUAUUGCUUGAUCACUUCAAGAAUAGAUGCAGCCUUCAACUUAUUUUUGUCUCAUAAGCAAUACUAAAUGUUAUAACACUCAGUUUCAUCUAGCAAUAUCGGCUAAUUUUCCCCCAUCCAAGCCCCUCCUAUUCUUCUCUUUCAUGCAUUUGUUGGCUGAGUUUCACUUCUAUACACUGAAAUUAUCAUGUUCAAUUUGCGGAAAUUUCUAUGAAAACAACUAGAUUUGAUAUAAUAUGCAGUGUCAACAACUAAAUGCUUGAAACAGAUCAAAGGCAACCACAUGAACAGAGUAGUAUUGCAAAUUAAAAUUGAAUGGCAUACAGGAAAUUGGGAUGGAAUAACUGUUGGAACUUACAAAAUCUCUUAGAUCACAUCAGAAUUCAGAACCAACAAAAAAAGAA
Messenger RNA from Lycium ferocissimum, 1434 nucleotides. RefSeq names its product reticulon-like protein B1. The transcript is spliced from 6 exons. Lineage: Eukaryota; Viridiplantae; Streptophyta; Magnoliopsida; Solanales; Solanaceae. The record is from RefSeq and is a predicted model, not a curated record. Bases 257 to 1009 code for a protein of 250 amino acids.